CUCUCUCUCUCUCUCUCUCUCUCUCUCUCUCUCUCUCUCUCUCUCUCUCUCUCUCUCUCUGAGUGUUGUAUGAAGUGCUCAGCCUCGUCUCUUUUACAGCUCACACACUCCAACCUGUCUUCAGAAAAGGGUAAGAUUUUAAACACAUCUUCUGUCAGACCCUGUGUGGUAAGUGUUUUGUGUGUGUGUGUGUGUGUGUGUGUGUGUGUGUGUGUGUGUGUGUGUGUGUGUUUAGGAUGUUACACAUUCCGAUUGUUACAUUGUCUCUGUUAGUUGGUUUGGGAUCCAUCAGACCAGUGAAAGAACUGCAGGUGAUUUUGCAAUGCUUUAUUUACACAUGUUUAUGCACUGCACAGCUGAACAGUCAGGGAUCACUGUGUGUGUGUGUGUGUGUGUGUGUGUGUGUGUGUGUGUGUGUGUGUGUGUUACAGUAAUAUAGUGAGUAAUAGGGUAGUGUGUAUAAGUGAAGCUACUGUUACCAAUCUGAAGUGAUUUAUUUCUCUUUGUAUCAGAGACAUCAAUCAGACUUUCUAAUUAUUAUUAUUAUUAUUAUUAUUAUUAUUAUUAAUAUCAUUAUUAUUAUUAUUAUCACUAUUGAUGUUGUUGUUGUUAUUGUAUGAAACUGGCUGUACUUGUCUUAAAAUAAUUUGUUGUAUAUUUUAUAAUUUGAAUCACUUUAGCGCGAUGAGCUCAUCCGUCACGAGCAACAUGUCCACCUGAGUGAUGUUUCUUCUUGACAGGUCGAUUUUCAUUCCAAACCCUAAACCACCAUGGCCAUGAGAGUGAUGCAGUGCCAUGGCGGUGCAGUUGACCAUUUUCGGGAGGGGGUACUCCGUCCUCCAGUUCCAGGAGAGGAGAACAUAAAGAGUGAUGCAGUCCGGCCGGAGAGCUACGAACCAGAGGGCAGGGCUUCGCCUGACCACGCCCACCCGAGUUGGGCAGGGUCUCUAAAGGCACUACUGGACGAGCAGGAUGGAAUUGCGCUGUUUCGGGAGUUCCUCGUGCAGGAGGGAUGCAGUGAUGUCAUAGACUUCUGGUUAGCAUGCAGUGGAUUUUGGUUAGCAUACUGCUCUACUCUGAGCUGCUCUUCAACAUCGAUGGAGAUGUUAGAGGACAAACGGAGGCUGAAACUCGCUAAAGCCAUCUACAAGAAGUACAUCAUCAGUGGCGGAGUCGUGGCCAAGAAAAUCAAACCUCUCACAAAGAGCUCCAUCAGAGAGCGAAUCCGUCUCACACAACUCGACUCCACGCUGUUCCAGCUCGCCAAACAGGAAGUGCAGAAGAGCAUGGAGUUGGAAGCAUAUCCACUCUUCCUCAAGUCCAACAUCUUCCUCAGGUGCAGACAGGAAACCUGUACUGAACAGGAACAUCACAAACAUCAACUAAACAUCCACACACAGGAAACAGCAAACAGCAAGGAGGAAAUCAAUCACUCUGAAGAGGAACAUCAGGACAGCCUUGCACUGGAAACAGGAAACAACAAACAGGAAAUUAACAGACCAAUUCAGGAAGCAGAAAGUGGCAAAAAGGAACUUAAACACAAAAGAGAAAAUGGCAAACAGGAGGUGCCAAGGCUCUCUUCCAGAUUAGUAGAGGAGACAAAAUGGGUGGAGCCUGAGAUCAGCUCAGCCAAUCACAAGAGACUUGAGCACCAUAAUGAUGGAUAUAAAGUGAAGUACAGGAUGAUACAGGGGUGUGUGAGAGCUGAUGCCCACAAAACAUUCUUCCUUCACAAACAUAGUAUGCACCGCAUGCCAGAGCCAUGUGAGUUUGCUGCUGAUCUGAUCAGCCGUUUGGAGCUCGUUAAAGGGAGAGAGAACAGGAGACUGGUGGAGGACCAUCUACAGACAAUCUGCAUGCAGGAACCUGAUGAUGCUAUGGUUUCCACAGCAUCCUGUAUGUGCCCCACCCAUUUCUUCCCUACCCAUCAUAGCUCCUCCCACCUCAGUGCUCAACAUUCCUCUGUGAUUCCUGAGAUCAUCAUGGAUGAACCUGAACACGGUCAAAGGGGAAUAAGAACACACAGCUGGUGUUCUUCUACAACACACUCACACACCUGCCCCAACUACAGUGACACCUGGUGCCAUGGAAACUUGGCACGAACCAAUCAGAGUGAAGCACUGGGUUACAGCUCCAGGAGGACGUGUGUGUGUGAAAGUGUGACAGUGGCGUAUUAUUUCUGUGGAGAGCCGAUUCCAUACCGCACCAUGGUUAAAGGUGCAGUUAUCACGCUGGGGCUCUUCAGAGAGCUGCUCAGUAAGAAGGGACACUACAGGUUUUUCUUUAAAAAAGCGAGUGAUGAGUUCGAGUGCGGUGUUGUUUAUGAGGAGGUGCGUGAGGACCACAGCGUCCUGCCCAUGUUUGAGGGCAGAAUCACCGGGAAGGUGGAGAAGAUCUACUGAACACCUGUGU
Messenger RNA from Silurus meridionalis, 2412 nucleotides. RefSeq names its product axin-1-like. The record is from RefSeq and is a predicted model, not a curated record. The transcript has 7 exons. The coding region runs from base 771 to 2402 and encodes 543 amino acids. NCBI's taxonomy places the organism in Eukaryota, Metazoa, Chordata, Actinopteri, Siluriformes, Siluridae. Gene Ontology annotation, biological process: negative regulation of canonical Wnt signaling pathway.